AUGCCUCUGUGUUCCAAGGUUUUGGCACUGAUGGUGCUCUACGUACCCUGUGUGUCAUCAUUUCUCCUGCAACCUGACAACGCUUGUCCAGCACCUUACCCAUGUCUGUGUCGAGGUGACAGCAUCCAUUGUGGUCAAGCCCAGCUCAAAACUAUACCCGUCUUUACAGCAUCACGCAAGUCAUGGUCCGUCUACCUCAACUACAACAGCAUCUCUGUCAUUCCAGAUAACGCAUUUAAGAAUAUCAAAAUCAAAGAAUUAAUCCUGGACACGAUGAAUCUAUUGAAGCCUGUGACCAUUGCUGAUAAUGCCUUCCAGGGACAAGAAGCAACCUUGAAUAAACUCAGUAUGGUCAACUGUGGGCUGACCUCUCUUCCUCCAGCUUUCAGAAAGCUGAAUGCCUUCACCGACCUGGCUCUGGAUGGCAAUGCCAUUUCUCAAUGGGACAACGACGCUAUGCGUACCCUCGGGAGGGGCCUGACCAGAUUCAGUGCCAGAUCCUUCUCAGGAACUUCCUACGCAUGGACUCGUCAGUUUGCCUACAUGAGAAGACUUGAAUUCCUGGAUCUCUCUGACAGUCCGCGUUUUGUUCCAGAUUUGGACAAGUUCGUUCUUCUGAAUGACACGCUUACAAAGUUAAUUUUGAUCAGGAUGGGGAUGACCCAGGUACCCGACGUUUUAAAGCAUUUUCCCAAGCUGACAGAGCUAGAUAUGGGCUAUAAUAAACUGACGGAAACUAGUAUCAAGGGGGAUUCAUUUGCAUCUCAAACUGAACUCCAGUUCCUUACAAUCUCCUACAAUCAACUCAACACAACCCCCGAUGGACUUUCAAAUUUGAAGACUGUCACCUAUCUGGACAUUAGCGGGAACCCAAUGACGACGAUGGACAUCUCAAAGCUGCCCACCGGUAUUGUACGAUUGAUUGCAAAUCACGGUGGCCUGAAAACGAUCCCUGCUAAUCUUCAACGGUUGACGAAGUUAGAAGAGCUCAAUAUGUACACCAAUCACAUAACAGCUAUCAGUGAGAAGGACCUCAGUCAUUUGCCAAAUCUUAAAACAAUCUUCUUGGGAGGAAAUUAUUUGACUUCGCCCUUGCCUGUCAAUGCGUUAAUUGGAGAUACAAAUCUGGACCAGACAGCUCUCUUUAGAGUUUAACAGACGUAACAAUGUCGUGUUCUCCUUCUGUGUUAUUCGCUCCUUACCAAAGCUGUUGUACCUGACAGUACAGAAUCCAGUAUGCACCUGUUCAAGUGACAUUCCCCAGUGGUGGAGCGGAGUCACAAAGAAGCCGGACCUUGAAGGUCACUGCCUCAACACGUCUAAGAAAAUGAAAGACUUGCUCACAAACUGUCAACCUUAGAUUGUUAACCAGAGCUAUUCAGCGGGUUCUAGGAUUAUCAUGUCUAAAAUAGACCUGUUAUGUCUU
Haliotis rubra (blacklip abalone) is the source of this 1426-nucleotide messenger RNA. RefSeq names its product extracellular matrix protein 2-like. Bases 1 to 1155 code for a protein of 384 amino acids. The transcript has a single exon. Gene Ontology annotation, molecular function: protein binding. NCBI's taxonomy places the organism in Eukaryota, Metazoa, Mollusca, Gastropoda, Lepetellida, Haliotidae. The record is from RefSeq and is a predicted model, not a curated record.